Molecule: messenger RNA, 3714 nt
Organism: Symbiodinium natans
Lineage: Eukaryota; Dinophyceae; Suessiales; Symbiodiniaceae
Source: the annotation of a GenBank genome assembly
AUGGAUUCAUUAGCUUUCCGUCUUCCGGUUCCAGCUUCUGAAGAGUUCAGGACACGUCUCAGAGCAACUGGCAAGCAGACCAGCAGCACUCAAAAAACGAUCUAUUCCCCAUGUACGUGCUCGGCCAAACUAAGUCUCUCCCAUGCCAAUGGCCCAUACCUCACUGUUUCAUUUUGGCAAGUGCCAAUGCGUGCCAGCUUGGGCGUUUCCCGGGCUGUUCGCCAGAAGUUGCGGAGCAAGCGAAGCUUCGAGUCAAUUGCGGGAAGCGUGCUGGACAGAAAAUGCUUGGAACGCGCGCCUGCAGCUGGAUGCAAAAGAAGCAUCUGGAACCAUUUAGUAAGGCACGCGGAGUUUUAUUCUCGAAACCAAGACUCCUGGAAUCUGGCGUUGGAUCUGGGACCAGCAUCCGACGUGCUAGAGGCAACACGACACACCGGCUGUGGACUCGCAAGCCGAGUGCUUCGUUGCGACGGCAGCGUAAGUUCAGGUGGCGGAAAGAUGCUGAUUUCUUUGCCGAGUGGAAUGCAAAUCGAAACGGCGAUAAUUGUUUCAAAGACGAGGCCAGGGCAUCAGCUCCAGGCCACAAUCUGUGCCUCCUCGCAAGGGGGUUGCUCCAUGGCAUGUCGCUUCUGUGACACCGGCUUGAUGGGUGGCUCUCGUGGCAUCAACCUGCCGGAGUGGGCGAUCUUGGAGCAGGUGCUGCAUGCGGAGGCGUGGUUGCUGCGGGAAGGAGUCCAGAAGGUAAGCAACGUCGUCUUUAUGGGCAUGGGCGAGCCCCUCUUGAACUACUCAAACGUGCUCGAAGCAGCCAGGAUGCUCCACGUGUCAGGCCAUAAGGUGACACUCUCCACAGUGGGAGUUGCGCCUCAGAUUAGGAAGCUGGCCGGAGAGGCUCCGCCAGGGCUCAACCUCGCCCUGUCCCUUCACGCGCCCACACAAGAGCUCCGAGAAGAGUUGCUCCCAGUGGCCUCCAAAUCCUGGAAACUGGCGGAGGUCUUUUCCGCAGUUCGGCAAUUUGAAGAAGCCACCGGCACUGGAGUUCUGAUCGAGUACAUUUUGAUUCGGAACAAGAACGAUGGGGAGGAACAGGCCAUUGCACUGGCCAAGGUUGUCGCUGAGGAGAGACUUCGGUGCGCAGGCAUCAACCUCAUUCCGUACAAUCCCACCAGUGCCGGUGCUUCGCACGGCUACGAGCCGCCCUCCGAUUUCAUCUGCAAGCGAUUUCGUGAGAAGCUGCGCGGCUUGGGAGCCCCGAACGUUACGAUCCGCUUUUCCACGAAGCUCGGCCGCUCCUGGUCGGCGGCCUGCGGUCAGCUUGGGUUGGCGAGAGCAGAAAAGCUGGGAGUAAUGGCUGUGCACUCAUACUGUAACGGUGGCGAUGUUGGUGCUCGUUGGGCUCCCGUGUCAGAGACGCCUAGACCGGGGGUGGUAAAUCUCUGCAUCGUCCAUCCGAUUGAUGGUGUGUCCUUCAGUGUGAAUGAAAAUGCGGACCCAGAUGUGCGAACAGAUCAUCUGGCAGCCAUCUCUCGACUGCAUCCCCCAGGUGCCGGCCCGCAGUCCUUGCUCUUUCGCAAAUCCUUGUCCUUGCCAUGUGCUUCCGGCAGCUUCAGCAUGGGUACCUGGCAAGGGAUCUACCUCAUCGACCUGCGGAGCGGGGGCGGGGAUCCUGUGGAGAUCGAGGUGACCUAUCGGCCGUCUGCGCGGCGGGAGGAGUUUUCUGUCAUGGCGGCCGCAAGGAAUGCGACGCAGCUAGAAACAGAGAUUACAAAGCGCUUGCCGGCAGAGGCUGGUGCUGUAUUGGUCCACGAGAAGCAUACCAGCGCCAGCCUGUCUGUCGGGUCAGGCAGUAUCGAGCCUGUGAUGAAUCAGGUCAUUCCGGAAAAGUGGCAUUAUGAGUUCUUUGCUCACACUUUGGAGGGCCCGGAUGACAUGACCGGACACUUGAAGUGCUCUCUCCUCGGCUGUUCUGCGACGGUCCCUGUGCUGGAGGGCUUGCCCUUGGCUCCAGUGCGGCUGAACGAGCACCGUGAUGCGGGAGGCUAUGGUGUUGGGCACCAGCGGAGGAUCUCCUUGGAUCACCUUCGAGCAGCAGGCGCGUCUUUUGAUCUUCAGGUCUCGGGCACAACAGAGAUUGGCAACGAGCUGGCGAAGCGCGGAGGGGAGUUGGUGAGUGUCCUGGCCUUGGAUGGCCAGGGGGGACUUUUGAUGGGCUCGCGCGAGGCAGUAGAGGGCUUCCAGGUGCCAAAUGAGGCGGUCCUGGCACGAAGCUUGGACUGGCCUGCGCUUGCUGCCAAAGGUGAGAGCCAGGGAGUUGGCACAGACUGGCAGUCCAGAAUUGCGAAGUCCGCUGACCGGGCACUAGGCACUGGUAACCUUCAAAAGGUGGAAGCUAUGGCGUCGGGAAGCAGCCCUUCUGCUGGCAAAAGCCGCAAUGACACGAUCGACAACCAGUACUUCCUGCUAGUCCUCAAAGCUACAUCAGCUGCAAUAUCCUCCGCUGGCAUUGCAACUUUGCAAGCGCGACAGCUCCUCAUCACGCAAACAGCGGGCCCGCUGGGGGAAGAUGCCGUUGUGCAGGCAACAAGCGGCCUUGCAACUGCCUAUUCUCUUGGCAGCGUUGUAGAGUUUUUCUUGAGCCCUCUGUUUGGCAAGCUGUCUGACCGCUUUGGCCGAAAGCCCAUCAUGCUGUUCUUCAUGAUCGGGCCAGCAAUCAUGCGUACACUUUGUGCGCUGGUGGAACAGCCUAUGGCCAGAAUACGACUUCUGCCACUUCUCUCAAGAAUCCAGCCGUUUAUGGGCAUGUGCGGAACGAUGAUAACGGACGCCUUCACGGUCGAUGCACAGCCUGCAGCACGAGCUCAACUGGGUGCAUCUCAGGCAUUUGGUGGCAUCAUCGGCAACUAUCUGUCUGGGUGGUGGAAUGCAAAUGUAGGUCCCCGCUCAACUUAUCUGGUGUCAGCAGCCGUGCCUUUGCUCGCUUUCGGCUUUGUUUCGGCGUGUCUGCCCGAAACGAACCGGGACAUCAAGGAUGGCAAGGCUUCGGGAGAGGGACCCUCUUCCCCUACCUCCCCGAAGGCUCCUCUUGCCAGAACUGGAAAGAAGAGCCCGUACGCCACGCUGCUGCUUGAUCCGGAGUGCUGUCUCUUGGCCGGUGCGCUCGGGUUUUACGAGUUCCUGAACUACGCACCGAUGAACUCCGUCGCCAUGAAUUUCAUGAAGAUGCGCCUCAACUGGGGCCCACUGGAAGCUGGGCGCUUUGCGUCUGGACAUGCGUUGGCAGGCUUCUGCGGCUCCAUGCUGGCCGGGAAGCUGAUUCAGUUUUUCGGGAAGAAGCUGUACGUCAGCGUUACAAACCUCUUGACCAGUGUAGCCUACGCCACGUGGGCUCUGUCCACGAGUGGCCCCAGCAUGAUCGCGUGCCUGGUGCCCCUUGCCUUUGGGACAGGUGGAAACACCGUCUUACUCACGCGCUUCGUGGAGCGUGCAGUGCAGCUGGGCCUAUCUCGUGGUGAGGCCAUGGGCGUGAUGUCGGCCGUCGGUGCGAUUGGUAGAAUGUUCGCGCCGCAGCUCUUCACCCGCCUGUGGCUCCGUGCUGUUGCCCAGAAGGGCCAGCCUCGGGCGCUGCCCCUCGGCGCGCCCUUUCUCUCCGUGGCCCUGAUUGCCUUGAUCCAGGAGCUGCUCUAUCGAGCUUCGUUGAUGGCCAGGCCGACAUGA